Anopheles cruzii is the source of this 3611-nucleotide messenger RNA. RefSeq lists its product as uncharacterized. NCBI's taxonomy places the organism in Eukaryota, Metazoa, Arthropoda, Insecta, Diptera, Culicidae. The record is from RefSeq and is a predicted model, not a curated record. The transcript has 6 exons. Bases 96 to 3191 code for a protein of 1031 amino acids. Gene Ontology annotation, cellular component: ribonucleoprotein complex. Gene Ontology annotation, molecular function: RNA binding.
GCACAGUUCGACAAAAGAACGUUUACUUCUUUAGUGAAUAAAAGUUUUAGAAAUAGCAGCAUCUCUAUCAACAUCUCUUCAUUUUCAAAAUCGUCAUGCAUUCCGGCCCAAACAUGUAUUAUGUGGGUAACAUUCCCAAAAAAGCAUCGGAUAAGGAAGUGCUAGGAGCCCUGGCCAACUACGGUAAUGUAGCUAGCUUUGAAUUCCGGCUGGAGCAGUGCACCUAUUGCCCUACUAAAGUGGCCUACGUUGGCUUAAAAGAACAACUAACUGAAGAGCAGGUUGUGGAAUUGAAUCGUAUAAAACUUCUCGACAAGCGCUUACUUGUGGCAAGCGCGAAUGAAGAACCAGUGUUCUCUCCGCAGAUGUCAGUCGUGAUACGGUAUCUCAAUGAACACAUAACGGAGGAGGAUAUUUACGAUUUCUGCAGAGGUUUUGCUUCUGACAUAGUUGUGCAGAAACCAGCCCGAUCAUAUGCGUACGUACAGUUUAAGCAACAUGAACAUGUUAACUAUAUGUGCUCAAUGACACGGCCGAUGGAAGGUGUGGACAUGUAUGUCGUGCCGGUGAAACGGAGAAUAGGUAUGUUCCUGGAGAAACCCAAACCAGUACCGUAUGAAAAUAUCAAGCAAAAAUGCGACAAACUGGGACUAUGCUAUAGCCUGGCAGCAGAGAAUGAAACAACGUUAUUAAUAUCGAAUAUUCCGCGCGACACUGAAGAAGAUGAGUUGUUGGAGUUUUUGGGAAAAUUCGGAAAAAUCGUGGAUUGGGAACUGCAGAAAUCAGCCAGCUGCGUCCUCACGAACAUCGGAUUUGUAACGUAUCAAUAUGCAAAAACCGCCCGCACCGUGUACUUGUGCGGCCCGCUCUGCUUUCAAGGCGUUGGUUUGGAUGUUUAUAAUCACAAGCUGCAGUACAGCUCGGAAAAAACGAUGUCAACCUUCAUCAUUAAACAUACAAGUGUUUAUCUCACAACCGAUGAAAUAUUCGAAGGUUUUUCCAACUGUGGUGUGGUGGAGUUCAUACAACGCUUGGACACGGUAAACUACCACACAAUUGUUCGAAUGGACUCUAAGCAGUCUGUCAAUAAAGCGUUCAAAGUUCGCUUUAUCGGGGGAGAAUGCAUCUUCGUCUGUUGGUACACCGCCAACCAGUAUAACACACCGUUGGAUAUAACUGAGGAAGCGGAUAACGUAAAGCCCAGAAAACGAAUGCAGAAGCAGUUAUUACUGUUGAAAAUUAUCGAAACCGAAGAUCAACGAAAUGCCUGCCUGUUGCCAACACAGCCCAAUCCGAACUACACCAACCCAAACCCAAUUUUCUACCGGUGUGAGGUGCAAGUUUGGAACUUUCCACCAAAUACGGGUUUGGCGCAGUUUCGCGAGCGCUUCAGGAGUUACGGUAUCGUAAUCAAUACGCGAGAAGUUAAAGAAAACGCUGACUCGCCGAUCAGUGUCGUAUACGUGAGCUUCGAGACCAAGCUGGAAGCGAAGCGCGUCUGCAAGCUAAACCAAUCAUUCAUGGGCUUGCAACGAUUGCUCAUUUUGCGGGCGGAUCAAAAUAUCGUUCACUAUCCCCAAGUUUGCGUGAAAGUGAGCAAUCUCACGGACGAGAUUACUUGCGAGGAUAUUCACGAUCGAUUCAGCAUGGUCGACAAGGUGAAGUACGUCUUUCGGCCCAAGGUUGACGAAGCGAUCGUAUGUUUCGUUGACGGUGGCAAAUAUGAAAAAGCGCUUAAGAUUCUGUGCAUAGGUCGUUUCGUGGUGUCGGUGAGUCCUCUGGUUCCUCGAAUGCCCAUUCUGCCCAUGCCCAUGCCGUAUUCUGUGCGCAACUCCAGCAUGGGUGGUAUGGGUGGGUACGUUCCAAUCGCAACACCAAACAUGAUAAACGACUCCGGGAACGGACUUGGCCACAGCGUUCCAUUACCUGUUCCACCACCAGCAGUUUUGGCUGCCCCGGUUCCGGUUCCGCAUCCGAUGGGAAUGCCAGUAGCGCCCAUUUUUCCAGCAGGUGGUUUCUAUUUUGGACCAAUGGGCGUUGACCGAACCAUGAACAUGAGGGGUACUCCAAUAACACCGUUAAUGCGACGUUUAAUGCAGCAAGUGGAAGCUGCACUAUUAAAAUUGAGAAACUUUACUUCUUGGUCAAUGAUGGACCAAUUCAAUUUGGUGCAUGGUAUCAUUUGCCAGUGCCGAGACUAUCCAUCGUUUCUGUCGCUAGAUCAAGAUGAAAAGAUUCGUUACCUAAUAGGAGGUCAAAACGGGUUUAAUUAUGUAAAUCUAUGGACGCUCUGUACAUACCCGGAACAAUUGCUAAUGUUGAGUGUAAUUGGCCGAUAUUACACUGGUGUAACGAACCAGGGCGCUAUACAAUCAUCGGAAAACCCAUCAGAAAUGCAAAAUCAAAUACAAACUGCAACGGAUGCUGCUUCAGCAGAGACUCCAAAUCUACGAGAGAUUACAACGGAUUCACCACUAGCAACUACCGAUUCUUGUUGGACUAAUGAACCAGAUAUGGAAGAGUUUAAAAAUAAGUCACCAACUGUCGUAAUCGAGGAUUCUGACGACGACAUACCACCGGCGCCGUCUCCUCCGCCCAUUUCGUUCCGUUCGCGGUCGUCUUCCCCUGCUGCUAAACAGAAAUCGCAGAAAGGAUCCAACCGCAACAACAAGCAACCCAAGACAUCUGGCGACCAAUGUGGACGUUUGAUAAUCCACGUUUCCAAUAUACCGAACGCUCUGGACGAUCGGAAUCUAAAGGAUGUUUUCAACAAGUACGGUGUGAUUAAGUUAAUACAGACGCCUAAACAGCGUCCCUCGGCGGUGGUAGCGAACACCAGGACCGUUUUGAUAAUAUUUGCAACGAUGCACCAAGCUACACAAGCAUUGGAAGCAAAUCUAACCAUGCUAAUGGGGCACUUGAUAAAAGUAAGCAGAUACAAAGAGCCCAUCUCACCGCGUCCUGGAUAUGCUAUUUCAGUGACUUGCCCCGAUCAAACAAUCUUUUCGGAAGUAGCCAUCUACGACACCUUCAAAAGCUGCGGUGAUGUGCGGUUCAUAUGGACGCGCAAAGAAAACGGCAAGAAGACUUGUCUGAUCGACUACGUCAAGACUGAAUCGGUGGCAACGGCGCUUAAAAUCACCUACCUACAUAGCGGCGGUCGGUGUCGGGCUGUUGCAAUACAGUGUUAAUACGUUAGACGGUAGGUAAACUAGCCACCGGUAGUAGUUUCAAUAAAAAAUGUGUAAAUCCGUAACAUAAGGUAAUUGCUUGCCCUGCGAAAGAACGUCCUGAUAUCCUGACAGGAUGUCGUCAUCUGUUUAUUUUUAAGACCAAAAAAAAAGUUGCCUCGUAGUACUCUGAUGGUAACCUACACCUGAAACUGAAUAACGAGUUUCUAAAACAAAGAUAAUCGUCUGAAAAUUUAACGAACAGCUCAACCCUAACCAGUGGACAAACAGGACAAAAACAACAAAAGUUACUACGACAGACGAGGUUGAUUGAAUCAUCAAGCAAUUCAAUUCAAUUCAAUUCAAGCUAAGAAUUUAUUACUCUAAGGUAAACUUAAGGAUAAAAAGUGGAAAUAGCAAUAGGAUGAUAAUAGCUGCUGC